This is a messenger RNA of Fundulus heteroclitus (mummichog), 6395 nucleotides long. RefSeq names its product Rho guanine nucleotide exchange factor (GEF) 10 (gene arhgef10). Gene Ontology annotation, cellular component: centrosome. The coding region runs from base 239 to 4558 and encodes 1439 amino acids. Gene Ontology annotation, molecular function: guanyl-nucleotide exchange factor activity; protein binding. The record is from RefSeq and is a predicted model, not a curated record. The transcript is spliced from 29 exons. Lineage: Eukaryota; Metazoa; Chordata; Actinopteri; Cyprinodontiformes; Fundulidae. Gene Ontology annotation, biological process: positive regulation of stress fiber assembly; mitotic spindle assembly; actin cytoskeleton organization.
GAGUCUGCUAACCUCGGGAAGACAAGAGCCGAUACGAGGGCAGAAAAGUGGAUGUUUGGAUGCGAGGCAAGUUGUCCCACGGCCAGAAAUGUGUUCAGUUUAAGACGUCUCUGUCAUAUCGUGGAGUUAUACGAGGACUGGAAACUGGGAGAGCGAUACAAUGGGAUGUCUGCUGCAUAGAUAACAAGGACCUGCUUACUGGUGUUUGGGGAGCUUGUCCGGGAGAAGUGGAUCAACCAUGGAUUUGGACGAGUUUCCUCCCCCACCUCCUGAAAUGCUGGCAGACAAUGUCCCCUUUGAUGAGGAAGAUCAAGGAGAACCUUUCGACUUUGACAGUGGUGAUGACGUCCCUGAGGUGCCUCCAGUGCCCCCGUUACUCCCUAGUGAGGAUUCAAGCCAGGAUAACUCUUUGACCAGUCAUCCUGAGGGCUCUCACGGCAUCCUGGACCCUCCAGCACAGUUCUCCAACUCAGCACCAUCAUCUGUAGACGCAGCAGUUGUUACAAGCAAACCCUUCUCAGCAGGCAGAGAAACGACAGAAGCUAAAGAGACAUCUGCUACUGAAGAAACUAAUGACAGGGAAGAAGAUUUACCACCACCACCGUCUCCACCCCAUCCUGUUGGUUAUGGCACACAGACAGAUCCCAGUAGCACAGACGCUGAAGAAAUAAGUGCAUCUCUGAAUGACCCACCCCCUUCACAGGCUUUGCCCAGGACUUCCUCUCAGAAUAAAGUCAACCCUUACUCUGUAAUUGAGAUCACUCCUGUCCAGCUAGAGCAGCAACAUGGACCCUCCUCCUCCACUUCCUCACCAACGGAGUCCAAAGUAGGAGAGGAAGAGGUCCAGGAUAUCCACACCGGCUCGCCCGGCAUUACUUCAGGAUACUCUGUGCCGGUGCCGUGCGGCUAUGCAACCCCCUCUGGUGUACCGCUCAUCACACCUGCCUACACCACACCUGUCAUCAUUCGACAUCUCUCCAUGGAUGAAGAUGUGACAGUGGUAGGGACCAGCAACACCUCUGCUGACAGUGUUUUCAGUGAAGAGUAUCCACCUAUUGCAGAGGAAGAUGCUUUGGCUAAAUGGGCAUCAGAUCCUGCCAACACUGCUUGGAUGGAAAACCCAGAUGAGGUGAUCUACGACGAUGUCCCCAGAGAGAACUCUGACUCUAACACAGAUCCAGAUGAAAUGAUCUAUGAUGAUGUGGAGCUCGGCGAGGAGGGCGGCUGCAGCAGCUCCUUCGAUAACGGCUGGAGCUCGAGCGAGUUUGAAAGCUACGACGAGGCCAGCGAUGGGGAGGGUCGUCCUGAGAAUGGCCUUCCCAACGCCUUCAUGAGAGGAAAGCCGCCGCAGAGGAAAACCCAUCUCUCUCAAGAUCUGACACGCUUGAAAGAACACUAUGAGAAAAAGGUGAAAGGUCUAAUGGCAAGUACAGUGGGAACGGUAGAGCUGCAGCAGUUAAAACAGAAACACGAGCAGAAGAUGCAAAAGCUAGUGAAGGCGGCCAAGGAGGGGACGAAAGACGGGCUUGAGAAAACUAAAGCAGCGGUGAAGAGGGGACGUUCCUUCAUCAAGACAAAGUCAUUCUGUCAAGAGAGAAAGUCAGCUUGCUUAGAGGAUGAGUCUGAGGUCUUCAUCGAAGUGGACUGCUUCAACGUUGAGCCUAUGCUCUCUCCAACACCAGAGGGUCUCAGUCAGCAGCAGCUUGUGCGAAGAUGUAUAUUGGGCUCUAUUUUAGAAAGUGAGAAGAACUACCUGGAUGCUCUGAAAAGGAUUUUAGAGCAAUACGAGAAACCCCUUUCCCAGGUUGAGCCCAGGCUGCUCAGCGACAGGAAGCUGAAGAUUAUCUUUUAUCGUGUGCGGGAGAUCCUGCAGUGCCACUUCCUGUUCCAGAUUGCACUGGCGAGCCGUGUGUCUGAGUGGGACAGCCUGGAGAUGAUUGGGGAUGUUUUUGUGGCAUCGUUUUCUAAAUCCAUGGUGCUGGAUGCCUACAGCGCGUACGUCAACAACUUCAGCACAGCGAUGGCCGUUGUAAGGAAGACGUGUGCCUCUAAACCAGGCUUUCUGGAAUUCCUCAAGCAUCGUCAAGAAACCAGCGGUGAUCGCAUGACUCUUUAUGGCCUGAUGAUGAAACCCAUUCAGAGGUUCCCACAGUUCAUUUUGCUUCUUCAGGACAUGCUAAAGAACACGCCGGUGGGUCAUGCAGACCGUCUCCCUCUGCAGAUGGCCCUGACCGAGCUGGAGACCUUGGCUGAGAAACUCAAUGAAAAAAAGAGAGAAGCAGACCAGCGCUGCGAGAUCCGUCACAUUGCAAAGGCCAUGAAUGAACGCUACCUUAACAAGCUUCUGAGUAACGGUAGCCGCUACCUGAUUCGCUCAGACGACAUGGUGGAGACUGUUUACAAUGAGCGCGGGGAGAUCAUCAAAACAAAAGAGCGACGUCUCUUCCUGCUAAAUGAUGUGCUCAUGUGUGCCACGCCCAAUAUCCGAUGCCAGGAUGGCAGUGGUAGUGGCAGCGGAAAUGCUCCCCUCGACCAGAGGUUUCUCCUAAAGUGGAGCGUACCUUUGAGCUUUGUGGAAGUGCUGGAGUUUGGAUCCAGCGAGGAGAUGGUCGAUAACAGCCGAUACCCAGCUCCUCACUCCGGGGAGAAGGUGGUGAUCAACGCUAAGCCAAACAAACUUUACAUGGGCCCCGGUCAGCUGUACCAAGACCUGCAAAACCUAAUCCAUGAUCUGAGUUUGGUCAACCAGAUCGCUGGCAUGAUCGGCAGCCUGAAGGGCAACUACCAGAAUGUAAAUUCCACCGUGGCGCAGGACUGGGUUUCAGGUCUCCAGAGGCUAAUAUUGAAGAAGGAAGAAGAGAUCAGGGCAGCUGACCGGUGCAGGAUUCAACUCCAGCUGCCUGGCAAACAUGACAAGGCGGGUAAGCUGACAUACUUCAGCGCUGUCUUUAACACACUCGGCCCAGCCAUCAAGCAGUCAUGGAUCAGUAACCUGCAGAUGGCAAAGUUGGCUCUAGAGGAGGACAACCUGCAGGGCUGGUUCUUUGCAGAUGAUGACGGUAAUCAAAUCAAGAAGCAGAAACACCCCCUCUUGCUUCAACAGAUGCCUGUGGUAAUGUCAAAACUACAAGAGUUCAAGGUGGAAUGUGCCGUUCACAACCCAGAGCCCUACAUAAACACAGAAAGCACAGCCGACUCUCCUGUCGUUGGCCACGGAUGUGUCUGGGUUGCAAGUUGCACCAACCAGAUGGGCCAAAUAGCUAUAGUGGCUAUGCAGAACUCCAGCCCUAAAGUGACAGAGUGUUUCAAUCUGGAGUCUCGAAUCCUGUGUAUGGCUUACGUCCCUGCAGAACAACCUGGGGAGGACGGUGAAAAGCUCCCUGAGAGCAAUGAUGUCCCCGCUGCAAAAGCCACUGAUACCCCCACCGUCUGUUUAGGCAUGGAGGAGGGCAGCGUCAUUGUGUAUAAGAGCAGCCAGCGGUCCAAGAAAAUACGUCUGCAGCAUUUCUUCACCCCAGACAAGUCCACAGUCACCAGCCUGGUCUAUAAAAAGCCCUGUCUGUACGCUGGGCUGGUCAGCGGCUCCGUCGCCAUCUACUCCAAGUCACAAGAUGGUUCUUGGAGCUGUGAGAAGCCCAAGUUACUGAAGCUAGGAGUCCUUCCAGUUAAGGCCGUGCUGGCUGUGGAGGAUCAACUCUGGGCCUCUUCAGGUGGACAAGUUUUUAUCAUCAGCACCCACACACACUGUGUUGAGAGGCAGCUGGAGGCCCACCAGGAAGAGGGCAUGGUGGUGUCUCACAUGGUGGUGGCCGGCGUGGGCAUCUGGAUCGCGUUCAGCUCCGGUUCAACUCUGCGCCUCUUCCACACUGAGACCUUGGAGCACCUGCAGGAUAUAAACAUCGCCACAACCGUUAAUAAUAUCCUUCCUGGAAACCACAGAGUCUCUGUGAGCAGUCUGCUGGUGUGCCACGGCUUGCUACUAGUCGGGACUAACUUGGGAGUGACUGUGGCCCUUUCUGUCCCCAGACUUCAAGGGAUCCCCAAAGUAACAGGUCGAGGAAUGGUCUCACUACAUGCACACAACGGGCCCGUCAAGUUCCUCACCAUGGCUACAGCGGUGCGUAACUGGUUGCCUAGCCUGCCACCUUCCACCGCUUCAUCCUCGCUCCAACAGAUGGAGUCUGUGGAUGCGGAGCACGCCCAGCCUGUGUCAGAUAUAGCCUCCAGUCCUCCUCAGGGACGUGGGGUGUGGCUGGGAGAGGCGGGCUGCACCACCAUGGCUCUUCAGGACACUCUGUCCUCUUCUUCCUGCGCUUCCCUAGCUCCCUCCCAAGGUUCCUUGGAGCACGGCCCAGAGGACGGGGCCUUGUAUGAUUUGCUUCAUGACCCCGCCCAUCACCAGAGGGGGCGCCGCUCGAGCAAGGUGGAUGUCAGCUCUCUGCUAGUUGUGUCGGGAGGCCUGGGCCACCGCAGAGUCAACAAAAAGACCAAACCGUCUCGCCAGGAGGACAACACCUCCACCAUCAUGAUCUGGCAAAUCCCAUUACUGAACAUGUGACACCGGCACCCCACUGAUGUUAGUCUGAAUUACUGAAAACUUCACAAAACCUUCCUCAUACUUUCCUUUUUUGUGUGUGUUUUGCUUUUAAUGUUAAACCAAAUUGCCUGCAUACGGUCCUCACAUGGUGGUCUGCUAACAAUUCCUACUCUGUGUCGAUCGAACUGACUGAACGACCGAUUUUAUACCAAAAUGCUUCCUGCUAUAUUACCAGGAUGUUCCUGCCUUGAAAACAGGCUAUUAGUGAAACCACUUCAUUAUAAUUGGUGUUUGUGCAAACAACAUCUACAAACGGGUCAAAAAACUUACUGUGCCUUUCAAAAGUAUUUAUACCCUUGAAGGUUUUGCCAUACGUUGCCAUGUAACAAUCACAUGCUUUGAUUUUGUUUUUUUUGGUGAUAAACUCAAAGAAGCACACAGUUGGGAAGUAGAAAGAAAACAAUACAGGAGUUUCAACGUCUUUUACUAAAAAAAAAAAGGUCUGCACAGUUACAGCUGCAGGUUUUUUUAUGUCGUUUUUCUGCCAGUUUUGCAUAUCUAGAGACUAAACUUGCCUGUUUUUCUUUGCUAAGACCUUUCAACUCUGUCACAUUGGACUGAAGGCAUCGGUGUAAUUUUCACGUCCUGAUACAGAAUCUUGAUUUGUUUUUGGUCCUGGCUUUGAUUAGAUCUUUCUAGCGCAUGAAUAUGUUUUAAUCUGAACCAUUCCAUUGUGGCUCUGGCUGCAUGUUUCGGCUCAUUGUCCUGCUAGAAGGUGAACAUGUGCUCCACUCUGAAAUAUAACAGGUUUUCUUUGAGAUAUUCUCUGUUUUUAGCACCACUCAUCUUUCCAUCAACUCUAAACUGAUGCCAUGUUCCUGUUUCCUGAGGAAAAGCAUCCACACAGUAUGACUGCCUCCACCACGUUUCCAUCUUUCAACAAUGACUUUCCUCUUGCCGCUUUUAAUCGCCAGAUUUGUACACUACUAAUGUUUUUUUUUUUUCUGGUAACUGAUUUUCUCAUUUGAGCUUUGGAUCUCUGCAGCUCCUCCAUGCUUCCUGUAGGAAUCGUGGCAUAUUUUUCUGCCCGAUGAUUUUGGUUGAUAGCCACUUCUUGCUUGGUUUGCAGUUGUGCCAUACUCUCCAUCUUUGGAUGACGGAUUGAACGGUGGCAAUAAAAAAAUUGAUUUUGUUGCUGUAAUGAGACUGAAUAUGUGGGAAAAGUGCAAGGGUUAUAAAUACUUCUGCAAGGCACUACUGUAAAAAAGAGAAAAUACCUUGAAAAAAACUAAAAGGUCUCUAGUUUUAUAUGCUGUUUAAUGUUAUUCUAUGACGUGGCUAAGUCAUAAUUUUCCUGGAUGUAUGUGCUAGACUGCAGUAUUUAAAUCGGUGUUGAAAAGGAAAGGGUUAAGUAAUGACUGGUGCUCGGAGGGCGUGCAAGGUAAGAAUGGAGCUUUGAAAUGGCUUCAAACAUGGUUUAGAUCACCCAUAGGGAUCAGAGUUGUAAAUCUGAAGUGUAAUGAGUAUGGAUUAUGUGUGCAUGAGUUGAGAGUUCAGAGAGAGCUUAGACUUUUCUGUAAAUGGAGAAAAGGGAUUUAAGCAAAUUACAAACAAUGUCUUGAUGGCUGAAUUAUUUUCAGAAGGCCGCUGAGCGUCCCUGGCGGGCCAGGUUUCUGUUCACAAAGAGAGGGAGACAUGUCACCAAGAAGGUCUUUGAGGUUAUUUUUCUUUGGCAUUAAUGCAUGUUUGUUCCCCAUUUAUUUAAAAAAAAAAAAUUAUAAAUGGAUUUAUACUUUCAUCACGCUUGUAUGUACCAAUGUAUAUUAACAAUUCUAUAAACAAUGUUUUAUCCAGCAAA